AACACUCCAUUUUUUUGGGUGGAUUUCUAUUUGGAUUUAAAGCAAACUGACUAGACUGGUUUAGUGUAGCAAGUGUGUGAUUCGAGAUAUUAAGAAAGUGUGUGUAUAUGUCUGCGUGUGUGUGUAUUAGUGUGUGUAUCUGUGGCCAUGCUGGAGGAAAAGAAGGCCCCGGGAUCAACGGACGCAGGUCACCGAAAAAACAUCCGCAGCAGCACGAGUAAAAGCAUCGUCAUCUCCCACAGCAGCGACCGUGCACACCGCUUUGCAUUGGUAUCUGAGCGUUGCGCCCCCUCUCCUGCUGCAGGGCCCCUACCUGGCCCCCUACUUGGAGGGCUCCCAGGGAGCGCGCUCCUGAUUGGCCAGCAGGCUGCCUCCUUGCUGCUGGCUCAACUGAAAGCCCAGAUAGCACUGACGCAGAUCAACAGAGCCAUCACCAUUCGCAGCCGACCGCCGACCUUGGCAACCAAUUCCAACACCCCUGCUCCCUUUAUACCCACAACAGCCCCCUCCCCAACUGCAGCGGCGAUCAACCUCCUCAACCGUCUGAAGAUCGCAAACGCCAUGUCCCAUCCACUGUACAACCCCUAUGCCCCUGGGAACCAAAGUUCCACCCAGGGGCAGUAUGGACUCCCAAAUAUCCCAGCAGAGAGGGAUCCUCGGAUUGUAGCACCUCACCUUGUUCCUGGGUCCAGCUUUGGCCCUGCUGGAGCUUCUCCUGCGACUCCUGCCAACUCUGGGGUGUUGCCCCCAGCCAUGAGUUACAGGCCUGACCAGGGUCGGGCCAGCAUAGAUGAGACCAUGGAGAGGUCCAUAGAAAUGCAAAUUAGCAGAGCCAGAGAGGAGGUGAGGCGUCUUAACCAGCCCACGCAUCCGCCCGUAGACCAGGGCCCUCGCUAUAUCAGCACUCAAAGGGAGGGGUUUCUCUCCUCACAGGUCACAGGGAGGUCCUCAUACCCAAUGCCCUCAAACCCUACCUCUGUAUUACAAAGACAAUCAGGGGCUGAAAGUGCAAGAAGCUCCAUGGACUGGUCAUCAAGCUACAAAAUGCCUCCUUCUGAAGAUUACUCUAAAUUUUAUCCACCACCUGCUUCGUCUAGCUAUGCAAGUGCUGAUAACGGUAGGUUCAAUGCGUCCAGCGAAAGAGAACGUGAUAUGCAGUCCAUUCCAGGCUUAGGUGAUGAUUUUGACUAUCCACAGCCAGAUAAAAUUGCACCUGCGCCUACAGAGUCCAGUCGACCCAAGUACACCUCUGAAUCAGCGUCCAACAUCCUUGUGCACUUUGGACUUGAGAAAGAGGACUUGGAACAUCUCAUCUCCUAUCCUGAAGACCAGAUCACCCCCGCUAACCUGCCGUUCAUCUUGAGGCAAAUCCGCAUUGAGAAGACGAAGAGAGCCACAGAUGAGUCUCAGGCAAAUCCCCAACCCCCCAGAACUGUGAGUGGAUUGGACAGUCAGAGUUUAAGCAGUUCUGGAGGGCCAAUGAUGCGGCAGGAGGAAACAUCAUCAGCUGUUAACCAGCCAAGUAAAGUGAUAGACUAUGGACAUACUGGCAAAUAUACUGGAGGGGUUGGAGAUGAGAUUGGGAGAGCCAGUGGCGGUAGAGCUAACAGUGGUGGGAGUGGAAGUCUGAUACAAAUGGACACUUACGAUAGUAGCAGACACAGUCGAGAACUUCUGCCAACAAACACAGCAGAGGUGAAAAGCAGUGCCUCGGGUUCUUCACGUGACCAGACAAGCGCUGUUUCUAGUCUCAGUUCUUCAUACGGUUCACGACUGAGCUCUGCAGCUCCCCCAAUCAAUGAUCAGACUAAACGAUUGCUGAAUCUGGCAAAUCAGACUUCCCAAUCCCCCCUCAGAUCUUAUUCUCUACCGAAGAAAGACACAGACAUCAGGCUUCUCAAGUCUGAACCCACUAAACACAGUGCUUUGCAAGAACCACUGGCAGAUCGCCAUCCAACGUCCAAAACCCAACCACCUGUCUCUCUGUACCAUGGUGUGCAUCCCAGCAGACCUGGCGUUGGGUUCAUUGGAGGUAACCAGGCCAGUGGCGCCAAGGUACAGAGUAAAUCUCAAGGACAAGGGUCUACUGUUCCUGAGCCGAUGAAGAAGCAGCAGCAGCAGCAGCAGCAGCAGCAGCAGCAGCAGCAACCGAGGCAGCAGCAUCAGCAGCAGCAGUUUCAGCAGCAGCCGAGGCAGCAGGUGCAGCAGCAGCAGGUUCAGCAGCAGCCGAGGCAGCAGCAGCAGCAGCAGCAGCAGGUUCAGCAGCAGCAGCAGCAGGUACAGCAGCCAACACAGCUGAUGGGGCAAGCUCUGUGGCCGCCAGUUUUUUCGUUGGUCAGUGCUCCUCCAGCUGCAUCUCAGCAGAUCCCGGGCCUGAUGAACAUCUCGCCUUUGCUGGUGCAAGCAUCCAAGACUCCAGCAGCCAAUUGUGACGUCUCCAAGGGUCUGCCGACUGUCGCCAUGAUGCAUGACUAUGCGGCAGCCUCGCCGAGAAUCUUUCCACAUACCUGUUGUCUGUGUAACAGAGAAUGUACUCGUAUGAAGGAUUGGAUCUCGCACCAGAACACUGCCCUUCACCUUGAGAACUGCAGACUCCUCCGAACACAAUACCCACUGUGGGAUGGUGAGAUAGCAGUCAAGCCCAGCGCUGCAGGUAAAGAUGCCAAGCCCUCGCACAAAACUUCUACACAGACUAUCCAGCACCGUCAGAAAACCAGACGUGGAAUUCGCUCCCGCUCCCGUUCGCCAAGCCCGCGUCGCCAUGGCUCCAAUGGUAAAAGGGAAAAACACAGGAGCUCAUCGCGUUCGCCGCACAGCUCCAGGCAAACUUGCAGGUCCCGAUCUCGUUCUUUUUCUCCUCUGUGUUACUCCUCCCGCUAUCGAUCACGAUCAAGGAGCUCUGAGAGAAGAUUUUCGCCAAGGAGAGACGACAAAAGGUCCCCACCAAGGAGGAGAGACGAGAGACGGUCAUCUCCAAGAAGAAGCCGCGAGAGAAGGACAUCUCAGAGAAGUAGCCGUGAGAAACGAUCACCUCUGAGGAGAACUGACGAGAGACGAUCACCACCAAGGAGGAGUCAGCAAAAGAGGGAAAGCAGUGUAGAAAACCUGGCUAAGAAACUCCUGGGAGCAACAGCUGUGCAGUCUCUGUCAAACCCCACUGACCUGGAGGCCGUCGUUAAAACUCUGGCUCCUGCCUUACUGGUCGAGCUAGCCAAGCUGAAGUCUUCAUCAUCAUUAGCCUCCUCCUCCUCCUCCUCCUCUGCAACAGCAGCAAAGCCGCUCACUAAAAAGCCUGUUAAGGCAAAUCCUAGUCCUACACAGACCCAGGGUGCUGAAGUUCCACCUCAAAACAUUGUGAGGCUAUUCAUGGUUCCUACAUUCGUAUCUUACACAGAUAUCGAACAUGCUCUGUGGCACAUUGGAAAAACUGAGUCAAUUGUAUUAUAUCGAUCCUUACGUGAGGCAGCAGUGUAUUUCAAGAGAGCAGAAGACGCUCAGAAAUUAAUCAACCAGAAGGACAUCUACGUGAAAGGAAAUUGGCUCCUUGUUAAAGAGAAAAAGGACCUCAUUUCUCAGGAGCAAAGGACACAGAAAAAACUUUCCACAUCCGGGUCCAUCCCUACAUCUUCCAGCAAGCUUCUUCGAGUCGAAAAACCUGCAGCAGGCAAGCUUACCAACCAGAAAGGUGUGGCUAAAGGUGCCGUCAAAGGCCCAACGCAUGCCUCUAAAGCCAAAGUAUUGGUUUCCAAAGGGAAAAACACCCCUGGCAAGCAGAUAUCUAAAACAGGAGGGGUUCCUGCGAAGGGAGCUGUGAAAAAGGCUGGGGUAAAGCCAAACACGUCCAAGGUUCCAGAUGAAAAGAUGGAUGUAGAAAAAUCCACGGUUCAAGAAGCCGCACCGCAAAACACAGUUAUUGUUGUUGAGGAUGACGAUGUGGUAAUUAUUGAACCCGGGUCAGAACCGGACAAGGCUAAUGACGCUGGAGAUGCUAAACCAAUGGAGGUUGAGGCAGUGGGAGCGCGAGCGGUAGGGCCCAUGGACGUCGCUCAAGAAGAAAAAACAACUACCACCGAGUCUGUUCCAGAAAGCUCUGCAGACAAACGCAGUGAGAGUCAGCCAGUAAACACUGAAGAGGAGAGUCAACCAGGAAAAACUGAAGAGGAGAGUCAACCAGGAAAGACUGAAGAGGAGAGUCAACCAGGAAAGACUGAAGAGGAGAGUCAACCAGGAAAGACUGGAGAGGAGAGCCAGCCAGCAAACCCUGAACAGGAGAGCCAGCCAGCAAACCCUGAGGAGGAGAGCCAGCCACUGGAAAUGUCGGUCGAGGCUUCACAGAUCCAGGAGAGGCCCUCGACAGAACCAGAGUCCACAACCCAGGGACCGGAGACACACUCCGUGGCUUCGCCCACCGAGGCUUCACACACUCCACAGGAAACAGCAGGCAGCUUGACUGAAGCACCGACUGAGGCACAGCUUCCAGAAGAAGAGGUGGAGACAAAAUCGAUUCAGAAAGUGAAGAGCGAAAAGAUAUACUUGGCAGUCACUCCAGAGGAUUGGCUGACUUGCGGGGAACUAAUACAAAACCACCUGUAUCCCUCCAGGAUAAGGACCCUCUCGACAAAGCGCGUCUUUGGACCAAUGUUUACUAAACUGAAUGCCACACACGUGCUCCUUUCCAACCUGCCGGAUCAUCGCAAAUUCAGCUACACCGUAAACGACAUCACCCAGCUAUUUCUACCAUUUGGGGUUAUCGUCCCUGAAAGACUGAUCUACACGUUUCCUCAGUCACGCAUGGCGUUUCUCUGUCUGCCAUCAUGUCAGCGUGUGCCGGACAUGGUGAAAGCCUCUGAGAAGAAGGCCUUGAAGUUACAUGGUUGUGCACUUACUGUCAACUCCAUAGAGCCCCCAUUUAAAAUGAGUCCGCUCGCGUUUUAUUACUGGCUGAUGACCCUGAUCGGUGAACGCACGGAUGUUGCCGGAGAGAAAAUAGUCCUCAUCAACAACAUUUCAUGGACAGAUUCCCAGGAGUUGAGAGAAACUCUGAAAGGAAUUGUUAUUCAUCCUGUCAUCAACUUCCUCCCUCUCCUCAACAAGGUGUUUAUAGAGUUCAAGACCAUUGCUGAUGUUGAUCGACUCGGAGCUUGGUACAGUCAGAAAGGAGACCCCUGCCACCAAGUCUACAGACUAAAAAAAAAGUACUUGGGAAAACUGAAAUCUAAGCAAAACAAAUGUGGAGGAUUCUUUGUCACUCUGAGAAGUGCUCCCUUCCUGUUUCCUACCUCGGGUCCUACCUUUAUCAUUCCUGAUCACCUGACAGUCAGCGGAGCGGGCGACAUCGAGAAGGCCAGUGGUUGCGGCUCCAUGUUCCCCACCAUCAUGUUGACGGGUUUACCAGAGAAAUUCUACAAGUACGAGGACGUGGCCCGGUUGUUCCUGUGCUACUUCCCCAAGCAGGACCUGGACUCCCUGUACUACAACGUGCUUAUCUUACCGCUGCAGAAGAGGGCCUUCGUGUUAUUCACUGACUGGACGAUGUGCUGCAAAUUUGCUCGAAGUCACAUUUCAGAGCCAGUCUCAAUCAUAGGCGAGAAGCUCCACAUUCACUUCGUCUUGGAACCAGUGCUUCCUGCGUCCAGUGAGGAGAUGAUGUACACCACUCUGGUGAAGCUAAGCGACGGUAGAGUUCCAGAGCCCGAGUGUCUGCAGGAGCGCUUGUUGCAUGUGCUGUUUACCAAGUGUUAUCGGAGCAUCCUCUUCGACUUCAUGGAGGUGGUUCUCUCUGCGGCGCCCUAUGUCAACUUCCUGGCACUUGCCAACAGGCUCUACAUCGAGAUGGUCGACUCCAGUGGCGUUACGAAAGUGUUGGAGAAACUCCAAACUAUCUCGCAAGACUUGAAGAAUUGGGGUCAAAUUCAAAGUAUUGAAUCUCUGGACCCACUCAAACAGCAUCUGCACUAUUCAAAUGAUACCAAAAGAAAGGCUGACACGGACUCUGUCUCGUCAAAAGAAGACGUGGUGAAAGCUGAAGGUGCUAAGUCUGCCGUCAGCACUGGGAACACCGCAGCUCCUGGUUCCGCCUCCACAGGAACCCAGCCGAGAGCAGAUCUCCCUCGCAUCAACAAGGAUGUUUUCCAGGCGCUCACGGCGGCCGUCCGUAACCACAGACUCACCCGGGCCAGCCGGUCCCACAGCGAGGGCAGGAAGAGCCAGAGCAAAAGCAGAGGAACUUCUGGACCUGAAUCGGCCGGCACUGCACCGCAGAAAGAGGAUUAUUUCACCAGUGACAUCCCUCCUUCAGACUACUAUGGUUUCGACGAGCAGGAUUUGGACAUGGAUGAGUUUGUGACCGUGGAUGAAGUCUGCGACGACGAGGCGCAGUCCUCGAGCCACCGGGAUCAUGGUUCCUCCUCCUCCUCCAGGCCAUCCUUCAGAAUGAGGAGAGGGAGGCACAGCUCCGCCGACAGACACUCCUCAUCGCGGUACUCAAAAGACGGCAAGAGGUCCGCCCCUUCUUCCUCUUCCUCCUCCAGGACGACUAGAGGCGCAAGCUCUUAUCGCUCUGAGUCACCGAAAAAGUCCAAAUCCUCCUCCAGCUCCAGUAAGACCUCCUCUUCUUCUUCCUCUGCCACUAAAACCCCUUCUUCCCCUGGUCAGAAAACACAACAGAGCAAGACAAAACCUCCAGUGUCCUCUGGUUCCCGCUCGUCUUCCGCCGCACGGGAGACGGAAAAGAAAACAGCCGCAUCAGCCAUCGAGGCUUCAAAGGAGACUCAUUCCGAGAGAGACAGAGUGAAAGCCAAUCAGCGUGCAGUGGCGACGCCCAGCCACAAGGUAGCGGCAGAGGACGUUCCUGCAAAAAGUGUUGAGUCAGAGACAGACAGGGAAACAUCGUCAGGGAUGCGUGAUGAGUCCAGCCAAGAAGAAGAGGAGAACAACAGCAAGGAGGAAGAGAAGGAUGAUGAAGAGAAACAAACAGAGGUGGAGGAAGGAGAAAAGUACCAGAUCCUUGAUGAAACUGAUGAACAGAUGGAUGAUGGGGAACAGGAUGGAGGAUCUGAAGCCCCGCCAACUCAACCCGAGGGAGGACAGGAGGAUAGCUUUCAGGUUGUGGACAGUGUUGACAACGAAGCCCGCCCACAGGAAAUGGAAGUGGACGAUUCUUUCAAAGUGUUAGACACUGUUACUGAAGACCAGACAACUACAGGUGAAGAGGAAAGCUCCACAGGAGAGGGCGCUGCAUCAGCCGGGGACAAAUCAGAUAAAGAUCAGGAGCUAGUCAAACAGGACAAGCUUCUGUGGGAGAAGAGACGAAGAGCAAAGAGGAAGAAGCAGAUUCUUGCAGAGAUCCUGAAAUCCCAGAUGAAGUCCAGACCCUUCCCGACAAAGAUCAGGAAAGCGACGAUGUCGCUAGAAACCUUUGAGAUUUUAGAUUCUAUUGACGAUCAAACCGCAGCAGAAGACCCGAAAACUCCCUGUGAGCCGAUCUCUAAGGAAGCGAUGGAGGAAGAGGAGGCGACGUAUCAGGUGAUCGAUUCUGUGGGAGAUCAGCCGACCGACAACAUGGGGAGGAGAAACGGGAGAGGAGAGGCGAGGAAAGAGUCGAAGAAGAGUGUCCCCGCCACCAGAGCAUCCAGGAGUGACGCCACGGAGGAGGUUGUGUAUGAGGUGAUAGACUCUGUUGGAGACAAACCAGUUCAAGAAGUCAGGAGGAGGAGUGUGAGAGGAAGGAAAGACGUGUCAGAGGAGGCUACGUAUGAGAUCAUAGACUCUGUAGAGGACGAGACGGCCAGCGAUGAACCGACGACCUCAAGAUCUACGAGAGGAACAAGAGGAAGAGCGGCGAACAGAGACACGCCGACGAGGAGGAGGAACACUCCUGCCAGAGAGACGCAAACCCCGAAGAGAGAGGAGAAAGAGCCUCGAAGAGCGAGGAGAAAGAGCCUCCGAAGGAGAGCGACGUUGCUGAGUCAGGAGGAUGCUGCCGUAGCAGAAGCGCAGGAUGAGGUUAAGGAUGUACUGCCUGCUGCAAAACCAAAAGGGAAAAGAGGAAGACCAAAAAAGAUGACUAAAAAAGAGAUCGCUGCGAAGAAAGCGGAGAAAGAGGCAGCAGAAAAAGCAGCUGCAGAAGAAGAACAAACGUACCAGAUCCUCGAUUCUGUGGAGGACGAGACUACGGACGAUCCACCAACCAUAGAGGAGACUUCUAAAAACAAACAAGAGGAAGGAGCAUCCAUCGCACCUGGGGAGGAGGAGGAGGAGGAAGAGCCUAUGUAUCAGGUCGUGGAUUCUCUGGAUGAAGAGCAAUCCCAAGAGGAGCCGCCGGCCUCAGAAGUGCCCGACAAACGCAAACCAGAAGAAGAAACUCCUGCAAAAGAAGAGGCUUCCUCUGGAAAAGAAGACACGCCUGCGUCUGGAAAAACAGACGUGGAAACGAGUGAAAAAGUGGAGGAGAAUCUGUACCAGAUUGUGGACGAUUUAGAGGAUACGAACGAGGAAGAAGCAACCCAAGACAGAGAGAUAGAGGACAAUCCAACCGCUGAAUCCAAGAGUGAUGCCGCUCUGUUAGAGAAGGCUGACCAAGAAAACGCCCCGGAGAAAGACCCGGUGAGCCUGGACGAGGUGAGCGACGAAGAGGAGGACUACCCCGACGAUGCCGCCGAGGAGGAAGAGCUGAGGAGGCGACAAGCCGCCACCAAAGACAGGCGGUUCACAAAGGAGAGGGAGGAGAGGAGGACCAGGGAGAGGGGGGAGAGGAGGAGCAGGGAGAGGGAGAGGAGGAGCCAUAGCAACAGCAGCAGCAGAGGAGGAGGAAGAGCGAGGAGGAUGAAGGAGGAAGAGGAGCAGGUCGACCCCAAACAGCUGGUGACUCUGGAUGAGGUGGGAGCAGAUGAGGCGGGGGAGGAGGGGGUAGAGAUGCAGGCACUCGUCACUCUGGAUGAGUUCAUCGAAGAAGAAGAGGGGGAGAAGGACACGCCAGAGACCCGCCCACUGAGCCAGGAGGACCAAUCAGAGGACUUCUUAAACCCAGAGACGCUGGUGACUUUAGACGAAGCGGGCGACGAUGAUGAAGAGGAGCAGGAUGAAGAGGAGGGUGAGAACACCUGCAGAUCGGCCAAACGCAAACCCCAAUUGGUCGUCUCCAUAUUAAAAAAAGAUUUGGAGGAAAGCGCAACCUUUGUGACGGUGGACGAGGUGGGAGAGGGGGAGGAGCAAGAACAGGAGCUGUGUAAAACAAGGACGAGAGAACCGGCCAAGAAGAGAGCCAGGCGGACCCCUGUGAGAAAAUCAGCCAGGGGGAAAACCACAAGAGACGAGACGGAAGAAGAAGCAGCAUCGGAUGUCCCGCCUCCUGCUCCACUCGACACAUCCUCCUCAGGUGACGUGCAGCAGCCAGAGGAGGGAGUGGAAGCAGCCAGUCCCGCCCACAUCGAGGCCUCCUCUGCUGGGCAGGAGAUGCAGCCAGAGGAGCAGACUCUGGAGGAGUGUGCGGAGGAAGGAGACGAGGAGAAGGAGGAGCGGAGCAAAGUGGACAUUAAAGUUAAACGGAGGAAGGAGCCCAUCGGUCCGGAAGCAAAGCGAUCCCGCUCUCAGUCUCCCUCGGUCUCUAUCAACGUCAAACUGCCGCCCUUCCAACCCAACAACCCCCUAGGUCAGGAGUUUGUCGUCCCUAAAUCCGGAUUCUUCUGUAACCUGUGUUCGGUGUUCUACCUGACGGAGAGCACGGCCCGGGACGAGCACUGCAGCAGCCAGAGACACUACGACAACCUGCAGGAACAUUACCAGAAGCUGCAGCAGACACCGUCCGGUUACUCGCAAGGAUCUGUUUCCGAUUGAUUCUGACUUUUGUAUAAACGUGUAAAGCUGACCAGUGUUUAGCGUCACACACCAAUGUAUAUUAAGCCAACUAAUUCCCAAUCAGACAUCUACCAUAAACACAUGUUAGCAUGUAUUCAAGCUCCCUCGCUCUGCCUGCAGGUGCACACAUGCAUCUCUUGUUUUGUGAUGAUUAAAUACUCUCUUCACUUUUUUAUGUUUGAUGAUUUUAUGCUAAAUUAGUUUGACAGCUGGGAUUUCUGCAGGAUGUGAUUAAUGAUAUAUAUCCUCUUCAUCCCGGUCUCAUGUAGGUCAUAGAUCCUGUUACUGAUGGAGCUUCAUCACUUGUUUUUAAACGCCAUCACUUUUCUAUCAGAUCAUUACAUUCAACAUUCAAAGCAUCAUUUUAGUUUUCCUUUUUAGACUCGAUCACCACGCAGUGACCGCUUCUUCUCAUUGUUUGUAGAAGUGAAUACAUAAUAAUAAAUUGUGGUCUUUUCUUUUUAUGUGUACCUGAAAUGGCAUUACCCCCCCUCAGAUUCUGCUCAUGUAAUUUAAAUAAAAUGUGUUCACUCUCA
Messenger RNA from Eleginops maclovinus (Patagonian blennie), 10391 nucleotides. RefSeq lists its product as uncharacterized. Gene Ontology annotation, molecular function: nucleic acid binding; zinc ion binding. Gene Ontology annotation, cellular component: nucleus. The record is from RefSeq and is a predicted model, not a curated record. NCBI's taxonomy places the organism in Eukaryota, Metazoa, Chordata, Actinopteri, Perciformes, Eleginopidae.